GCUUGAUGAAACAGUCAGCCAGCAUUCAAAACUUGGUUGCUGCCUGUUCUGCAGCAACCGAAGAAAAUGAGAACAAUCGACUUCAAUGUCAGUUUGCAACGCCAAAGCUAUGGAGUAGAGACCAAGGCCGACCACUCUCACCCGACGCAGUCCAACACAGUCGUCCUCGCAGCCCCGCUCAACAAGGGGAAAAUGCUACUUUCACACUCACAUACACACAACUUCAUCGCACUGCCUUGAAGGUUGCCACGGGUCUACUCGCGGUUGGUGUCCAACCAAACACAAAUAUGAUCAUGCUCAUCCCAAACGGUGCUGAGUAUGCUAUUCUGCUUUGGGCCUGCAUACUGUUGCGCAUCACCUAUGUGAACCUUGAUCCAGGCCUCCUGGACAUCUCCGGCUUCACAUUACUCAAGCAGACAAUCCAAAUGAUAAGGCCUCAGCUGGUUGUAGCGCCCGACUCAUACAGUGGAAAGGCUGUCGAUGUAGCCAUAUCAGAACUUGGACUCCCCGUGCCGGUACGAAUUUGUCUAGCAGAUUCAGCUGGUCUAUCUACAGGAUGGAAAAACAUCGUUGCGGUGGCCAUGCAUGCGAGUUCCCAGGGCUUUUCGGACCAUGCAUCGAUUGUUUCGGGAGCGCGACGCCAUGAUAUGAAUCGCAUCAAUUCAAUCAUGUUUACGUCAGGCACAUCGGGUAUUCCAAAGGGAUGUCCGCAGAGUGUGACUGCCAUUUCGCAUGCUCUACACUCGCAAGAAUGGCUCAUUGAUUCGGAUUCUGGAGCGGCCCAAUAUGCACUCAUGCAGCCACACAACUCGCGGGGCAUCGCGCCGGCACAAACUCUCCAAACCUGGCGGGCAGGUGGUGCAGUAGUCCUUACAGGACAGUCUUUCAGCGUGCAGGAUGCGAUCAAGGCCAUAGACCAAGUUGGCGCGAGCUUCCUUGUGCUGACCCCACCAAUGGUGCACGAAUUUGCCAUUGCGCUUGCCACACUUUCUCUCGACCUGUCGUGUGUGAAAAGAAUUCAGAUCGGCGGUGAUGCAGUUACAAAAGAAGUCCUGGUCAAGUGCGCAGCACUGUUCCCACAGGCGCAAGUAUGCGUGAACCAGGGCAUGACCGAAGGGCCCGGUGUAUUUACUUGGCCAUUCCUUGACACUCAUCCAAAGGAUAUCCCGUUUCUUGGAGGUCAAAUUUGUCCAGUUGGCGUGGUGGCUUCCGGUGCGAAGAUACGACUCCGUUCCAUCAAGGGUGAUGCUGUGGUAAAACGAGGCGAACUUGGAGAGCUUCACAUUUCCUGUCCCAGCAUUAUUAGAUCUUAUCUCGGAGGUUACUCCGAAGACGUAUUUUACAACGACAAGAAAGGGAGGUGGUUCAAUACCUGUGAUAUGGCAAUGAUUGCCGACAAUGGACUGGUAUUCAUCGUGGGUAGACGGAAGGAUAUGAUCCAGCGCGCAGGCAUCACAAUAGCACCCGCUGUUAUUGAGAGUUGCAUUGCCAAUUUUACUCAGUCUCAGGCCGUUGUGGUGCCAGUGCCCCACCCAGUUUUAGGUACCGAGCCGAUUGCGGUGGUCCCGUCUUUCAAAAACACUACUGCGGAACAAAUCAAACAGCAUGUAAGAACAGCCCUGGGAGAAGACUAUGUCCUUGGAGGGGUCGUGUGUCUCAAGCAAUUGGAAUUUGUUGACUUUCCAGUCAACGCGACGCACAAGAUCGUCAAGUCUGACCUGCAAGAUGCUGUCUUGAGAUACUUGAAAUAAAGCGAGACUA
This is a messenger RNA of Exserohilum turcica Et28A, 1761 nucleotides long. RefSeq lists its product as uncharacterized. NCBI's taxonomy places the organism in Eukaryota, Fungi, Ascomycota, Dothideomycetes, Pleosporales, Pleosporaceae. Bases 6 to 1751 code for a protein of 581 amino acids. The transcript has 3 exons. Gene Ontology annotation, molecular function: CoA-ligase activity. The record is from RefSeq and is a predicted model, not a curated record.